AUCAUGCGAGAUUUCCGUAAAACAUUCCGCCAUCUUUGAUGAUGACUCGAUGGGAGGAAACCGAAUUUUUCGGCAUUCCUUUACAAAUCAAUCAAAAUUUUCGUAAAUACUGAGCAAUAAUUUUAUGAAAGGCAAAAUUCCAACAGAGCCAUUUUGUUGAAUGCAAUCUCGACGUUCGAGUGGAAGAGGUUCCCAUCCCAUUUGAGAUCGGAAGCACAGUUGUGUUUUCAGAACAUAUCGAUCCAGUUCGCCUCUGUCUGACAAUGUGAUGUGGUGAACAUGGAGGGACCAGUACAAGGUGACAGAAAGAAGAUAGAGGAGAUCGGCAAGAUGACGGCGUUGACCCAGGACGAGAUCAUCAACAACACCAAAACGGUGAUCCAGGGCCUGGACACGCUGAAGAAUGAGCACCACCAGAUACUCAACUCUCUCCUCACUUCCAUGAAAACAAUCAAGAGGGAGAAUGGAGACACAAACCUCGUGGAAGAAAAAGCAAAUAUUCUCAAGAAGUCCCUAGAAUCCAUCGAGCUGGGACUAGGAGAGGCUCAGGUAAUGAUGGCAUUAGCGAAUCAUCUACAACAUGUGGAAGCCGAGAAACAGAAGUUACGAGCGCAGGUGAGGCGCUUAUGUCAGGAGAAUGGCUGGCUGCGGGACGAGCUGGCCAACACACAGCAGAAGCUGCAACUGAGUGAGCAGAAGUCAGCCACACUGGAAGAGGAGAAGAAACACCUGGAGUUUAUGAAUGAAAUGAAGAAAUAUGAUUCUAAUGACACAUCAGUCAGCAUGACAGAAGAAAAAGAGCCUGAACCCACUUCACAGCCACUAGAUCUCGGAUUUCCAGAUGAUGAUGAUGACGGACCACAACCAGAAGUUCUGUCCCCAACACAACCAAGUGCAAUGGCCCAGGCGGCAAGUGGUGGCUAUGAGAUCCCCGCCCGUCUGCGCACUCUCCACAAUCUAGUCAUUCAAUAUGCGUCACAGGGUCGCUACGAGGUGGCAGUACCACUGUGUAAACAAGCCCUGGAGGACCUGGAGAAGACCAGUGGGCAUGAUCACCCAGAUGUUGCCACAAUGCUAAAUAUACUCGCCCUAGUAUACAGAGACCAGGGCAAGUAUAAGGAGGCUGCCAAUCUACUAAAUGAUGCAUUAGGCAUCCGGGAGAAGACUCUGGGGCCUGACCACCCUGCCGUGGCAGCCACCCUCAACAACCUGGCUGUAUUGUACGGGAAGCGUGGCAAGUACAAGGAGGCGGAGCCCCUGUGCAAGAGAGCACUGGAGAUAAGGGAAAAGGUGCUGGGCAAAGAUCACCCUGAUGUAGCGAAACAACUUAAUAAUCUGGCUCUACUGUGUCAAAACCAAGGCAAAUAUGAAGAGGUAGAGCAGUACUAUCAAAGGGCUCUAGAAAUCUAUGAAAGUAAGCUAGGCCAGGAUGACCCCAAUGUUGCUAAGACUAAGAAUAACCUGGCCUCUGCAUACCUGAAGCAGGGCAAGUACAAGCAGGCCGAGGUUCUGUACAAGGAGGUCCUCACCCGCGCACACGAGAAGGAGUUCGGCAAGGUGGAAGGAGAGAACAAGCCCAUCUGGAUGAGGGCAGAAGAGCGAGAAGAAAACAAAGGAAAAUACAAGGAUGGAUCCCCACUUCCAGAGUAUGGCAGUUGGCACAAGGCUGCUAAAGUUGAUAGCCCGACAGUUACAACAACCCUGAAGAACCUCGGUGCGCUGUACCGGCGACAGGGCAAGUACGAGGCUGCCGAGACUCUGGAGGAGUGUGCCAUGAGGUCCAAAAAGAAUGUAAGUGGUCUGGACGUAGUCAAAACCACGAAAAUAGCGGAUGUGUUAAGCAGUGAAUAUCAUAAAGAGCAGUCUCCCAAAGAGCGAAAGCGCUCGAUGAGCAGAGAGAACCUCCGGCGAGACUCUAUGGAUAGUGUAGCCUACGAGAAAACUGACAUUGGUGACGAAGUGAGUAUCAAAAUGCAGUGGUCGGGCGACUCUGCGGCCCUCACAGACCAGGGCUGGACGGGAAAGUUAAAGCGCAGUGGAUCGUUCUCUAAACUGCGUGCUUCCAUUAAACGUAGCAGUGCUAAACUGGUGCAGAAGUUGAAGGGGAAGGCGCCUGGUGACGAAAAUUCUGGCAGCCUCAACUGGUAUGUGCGGGGAUGGUAUGCCAACGAGAGAGUAAACACUAUGAAAAGAGCAAGCUCCAUGUCAGUUCUCAAUUUAAUCAGCAGUAAUGAUGACAAGUUACAUGAAAGUAGGCGGUCUGUGGGUGACUUGAGGAUGCGAGGGAGGACAGCUAGUACAGAACAUUUACCUGGCCAGCUGUUUUGAUGAGCAGCUUGCCUGGUUAGACUUUAUCAUGUGUUUAUAUAUAUUUGUACAGUCCUUCAACCCAACUGUUGAUGCAAAGCUGAGGCUGCUGGCUGCAAGAAGACUUGAUGUCAGCAGCCCUGGCUGACAAGAGAAACACACUGAUCACGCUGUCUUAUUGAUGAAUUAUUGCCAGAUAUGUAUAUGUGGCUUAACAAACCUUGGGCAGCCGGUGAUGGAGUGAGGGCAUAUUGCCGGGAAUUGAAGUAAUCAGUAGUGUCUUCAUGCAUUAUACUACUGUGUAUCUUGAAGUUGGGCUGACUACGUUAUUUGUGUCUUUCAUUGAGGAAUCUUCCCGCUCGCAGUACUGUGUGGGUAGUUUGAUAACAGCAUAAUACCCAGACAGACAGAUGGAUGAAUAGAUGGAUGAACAACAGAUGGACAGCCCUCCAGGUGGAGCCAUCGUCAACAACAUGGAAGAUGGUUCAUCACUGGCUGUCACUGCCGCUGUUCCUUACCCAGAACCACCCAGCUGCCACUUCCUAUGUUGUGGGACUUCACUAUCAUCAUUGAUUUCAUUGUGUGCAACAACGUCGUGGUGAUUGUCGUAGAGCUUGCUGCUUGUGUACCUUGGUCAGACAUCGAUAUAUUCAACAUAUAUGUCUUAUACCCACAUCUCAGCUAGGUUGAGAGAUCUGCAUCUACACAUUGAAGUAACGUAACUCAUUAACCACUAAUAAUUAGGAAGUUUUCAUUAUGGUUGUAGCCUGUUUUAGAAAGUAUGAAUCAAGCUUGUGUUGAAAGCUAUAUCACUUUAUGCAGGACAGGUGUGUGGAUCUAAGGUCCUCAGUUAGAUGGGUUUCUACAUCACAGCUGUGCUACAGAAUUGAUGCUUGCUGUGAUGCUUCUGUUCAACAAUCACUAGGGAUAUUGUCUUGACACUACAACCAAAGUAAAUGUUGAAGCAAUUAGCUUUGCUUACUUAUCAAAUUCAUAAUAUAUGACUUUCUUUGCUCGCAAAAAGUCAUGUUUUUAAUUAUUGUUUUGUUUAAGCAAGAAACAUUAACAAUGAAAUAGUUUGCUUUGCUUAUAAAAUUCAUAGACAUAUUAUCCCUUUGCUCGAAAAAUCGUAUUUUUGGUAAGUCUUUCUUUUGAGCAGAGUUUCUUAGUCAUCAAAAGGAAUUUAUUUGUACUUUCCAUCCCAAAAAGAAUACAUGUUUUUCGGUGCAUGUAGUAACUUAUGUGAGACAUGCAUAACCUCUUUUUCCCUGUUUCGACUGAAAAAGAGCCUGACAUGGUAUAUUCUCUCUGGAUAGAAACCCUUCAAAUAUCUUGAUCAGCUUAUGUUGCCUUGGUAUUUAAAUUGAACUGUAUAUUCGUCUUCAUGUUCUAUAGCCAAAUUCUUAAAUAACAGAAAUAUUUUCAAUUUUUAACUUAAAAUUAGCAGUUCAAUUAAGUGCUUUCAGUGUCUUUUUAUGUAUCAUGCUCUUCGAUAACAUGCUUCUGUGAUUAAUUAAGCAAGGUAACAGUUGUGUUGAUUUGCGAUCAGCUGCAUGGGUACCCUCAGUUUCCAUACAACUAACUUGCAAUAUUAAAUUGUAUCAGGUAGGAUGAUGCCAAUAUUGGUUGAACGAAUGAGAGCAGGUCAUAUUGACCUGGUAAACUAGGUCACAACGACCUAGCCAUAGCAGCAGGACUGUGAUCUAACUUUAUAUUGUUAAAACUUUGUUUUCUGUCAGAUGUUUAUGUUGAUAUAAUUCAGGAGAUCCUUGUUGCAGCACUGCUGCCUGGUUACAUUUCGUCCUUCCUGUGUUAAUGAUGUGAAGAUGUAAGGAGCUUGCACUUGGGGUGAGUGGGCUGAUUGGCAGGCGGGAUACUAGUAGGACCAUGCCCAGUUUCUGUGUCGUCUUUGUUCAGCAGCAUUCUCUCAUAAUCUGAUAUGUUAAGAGUGGCCCUAGUUGCUUUGAGUAUACUGAGGUCCCCCUUCAGACCUGUUCUACAAGGACAUGUAAAUAGCAACAGUUUCUGCACUUGCGACAUGGACUGACAAUACGUCCAACACAAGUUCAGAUUGGAAUAUGUGCAAUUGUCUGAUUUUCCUGUAAGCUUUUACUACCACAUCAACUACUGUUGUCCUGAUCAGCGACAAUAGUAUGACUUGCACCAUGGAUCAGUUAGCCUGCUUAGAUAUUGUACACAUACCUGUUUCUGGAUAUCUCGUACAUGUUUACCACAAUACUGGCUGUCAGGCUGCGAUACUACAAGGAUUUCUUACAAAAACCAAAUAUUCUGUGACCCUCCCUGUGUUAGCUGCCCUUGCUGUCCUAUCAUGCUGACCCUUCGGACAACCCACUGAUUCCCUCACAGUUGACUCAGUCACAACUGCCAUGUUAUUGGGCAUUGGUAAUAAGGAAAUAUAAGUACUUGUAUAAAAAAACAAAACUAUUUAUUCUACCACAGAAGUGAACACCUUUCAUGGGUACCAAGCCCUACAUUAAUCUGAAUAUUUCAACAUUGAAACCAGCUGUAACUGACAUUGAAGUGCUAUGUUGUGUGAUACUAUAAGUUCUCUCUAUGAGGAUGUGGAAUUAGAGAGAUGCUGCCCUUAUACAUACUAUAUUUACACCAUGUGUUUGACGUAGGUACCUACAGCAAAAGAUGGACUGGUAUACAGGUUUAUGGAUGUGAGUGAUAGGCUGAAUGUAGACUGAAUCCUCCCUUCCUAUGGCAGAGACUGCUUGAUCCAGUACAAUCAAAACAUGCUAAUUUAAUGUAAUGGACAUAAGGAAAACUCACAAGGAAUUAGGAUGUAGCUCCUUGGGGUACUUCAAUCAUUCAUUUAUUUAUUAUUUGAUGACAUUAGAUUUGUAUUUGUUUGCAAGGUAAUGGUGUAUUUGGAAUCAUGUAUUAAAGGUUGUCCUGUAGUGAGUACAAGACUGGACAUUGACCAAGAAUUAUUGUGAGUUUCCCACAUGUCUAUCUAAAGUUGACUUCAUACACUUCAAACUGACAUUCUUUCUGUUUACAAAUCAAUUUUGAUAUUUUAAUUACCCCUUUCAGACAGGUAGAUAUUAAAAUUGAUUAUUGUAUGUAAUACAAAGAUUUGUGAAGUAAGUGAAUAUGAAAUUUAUUCCUGAUAUAUUAUUGAUGCCAUUGUACAAGUUAAAACACAUUAUAUGAACUCACUUGUCUGCAGUUUGGUUUGGAUUCACUAUGUGUAUGCUGUCUGUCUCUUGCGUGUGAGAUCCAGCUUGUAUCAUUUGAGGCAGUGUUCAUGCAGCAAGUGUCAGUUUCUGUACAGUUGCUUGAUUUCAAUCCUGAUAAUUUAUUAAAGCAAAUUAUUAAAACAUC
Molecule: messenger RNA, 5658 nt
Organism: Haliotis rufescens (red abalone)
Lineage: Eukaryota; Metazoa; Mollusca; Gastropoda; Lepetellida; Haliotidae
Product: kinesin light chain-like
Exons: 19
Coding region: 280-2328 (682 amino acids)
Biological process (GO): microtubule-based movement
Cellular component (GO): membrane-bounded organelle; kinesin complex; cytoplasm
Molecular function (GO): kinesin binding
Source: RefSeq, a predicted model, not a curated record